AUGACAGAGUUGUGGGACUGGGACGAAGCGUCCCGUCCAGUCUUGCAACCUGCACGAACUUUUAUCCCCCGACGGCCUGUUGAUACACGGGAAAUCACUGCUGCUGGUGGAAGUCAAUUUGCCCAAUCAACUACUGAUGAAGCUGCUCCUUUACUCAAAGCAUCUCCCACAUCUUGUAAUCAAAUCAGUUAUGGGGGGUCUGAUCCAGAUGCCUACGUAGGUGAAGAGUCACGCGGCCCAACAGAUCGGUCUUUACUGCGGCGCAAGUCGUCAGCUACCCUGAAGAAACCACACAAUUACGGAGGACAAAGUACCUACGGGCAGACAUUAUUCAACAGUAUCGCGAUACUAUUGGGCAUAGGAAUGCUAUCCGAGCCCCUGGCCUUCGCAUAUGCUGGUUGGGUCGGUGGAUCGGUUCUCAUUGUAUUUAUGGGCUUCUUGAAUUGCUAUACUGCUAAGAUUCUUGCUGGUAUCAUCUUGGAGGACCCUCGUUUGAGGUCAUACGCCGACAUUGGUCGUAAGGCGUUUGGUCCAAAGUCAACUGCCCUGACCACGAUUAUGUUUUGUCUUGAACUUUUUGCCGUCGGCGUUGCUUUCGUCACUCUGGCAGCUGACUCCAUGCACGAAGUCAUGCCAGCGUAUUCCUCAAACACGUUUAAAAUCGCGUCCAUAGUCGUAUUGGUACCAUUGGUUUUUCUACCGCUAUCCAUACUCUCUUAUACCUCGAUACUUGGCAUCUGUUCGACGCUCCUCAUCAUUCUUGUCAUUUUCAUAGAUGGAUUUUCUAAGCCAGAUGCUCCUGGUAGCCUCUGGAGUCCGGCCGCAACGUCUUGGGGGACUGACUCUAUGACAGAGCUCGGAGUUGCUUUUGGCUUGUUAAUGGCUGGCUUUUCUGGUCAUGCUGUAAUACCAUCGUUGGCCCGUGACAUGGUUGAUCCUUCCGAGUUUAAUAACAUGAUCAACUGGGCUUUCGUCGUUACCACAUUCAUCUAUGGAGUCAUUGGUUAUGCUGGGUACUUGAUGUUCGGGCGAAACGUGAGCGACGAGGUCAGUAAGGACCUCAUGAGCACUCCUGGUUAUAACUCAUGGAUCAAUGAAAUCGCACUAUGGACGUUGGUGUCAACCCCUCUCACAAAAUUUCCUCUCAGCACGCGGCCACUCAACGUCAUCCUCGAAAUCAUGCUCGGUAUAGAUAAUCAUACACCAUUUCAGGGUGGUGUCAAACCCCAGCUGGACACUCAGCUUUCUACUGCUCGUCGACUUUUGAAUCGCGCAUUCUUCAUUGUCGGCCGCAUAUCUGUCCCCGCGCUGUCUAUUUUGGUGUCGAUCCUCGUUCCGGAGUUUAGUUCCCUUAUGGCCUUCCUUGGUUCAUUCUCGGCCUUCAUGAUCUGCGUCAUUGGUCCUAUCUCAGCCAAGAUUGCCCUUGAGGGAAGGUGUGGUUUGGUUGAUAUUUCAUUGCUCACAAUAGCCAUUGUGAUGGCAACUUGGGGGACGCUCGCUGCAUUUUGGGCAGCGUGA
This is a messenger RNA of Suillus subaureus, 1518 nucleotides long. RefSeq names its product transmembrane amino acid transporter protein-domain-containing protein. Bases 1 to 1518 code for a protein of 505 amino acids. The record is from RefSeq and is a predicted model, not a curated record. The transcript is spliced from 10 exons. Gene Ontology annotation, cellular component: vacuolar membrane. Gene Ontology annotation, biological process: amino acid transmembrane transport. Gene Ontology annotation, molecular function: amino acid transmembrane transporter activity. NCBI's taxonomy places the organism in Eukaryota, Fungi, Basidiomycota, Agaricomycetes, Boletales, Suillaceae.